Molecule: messenger RNA, 1367 nt
Organism: Rubroshorea leprosula
Lineage: Eukaryota; Viridiplantae; Streptophyta; Magnoliopsida; Malvales; Dipterocarpaceae
Source: the annotation of a GenBank genome assembly
CACGAACCCAACAAAAAUUAUCCAUAUAAAUCGAAAUGCUUAAAGCGGUUUCAUUACCAACCUCUUUUAUAUUCUAAAUUUUAUCACUUCACACACCUCCAUCUCCAGCGCCUCGAUCGAUUUCCAGGUCCAACCCCUUUUCAUCUCUUCACUCUAUUGCGCCAAUUGCAGGAAUCUCACCAUUGCUGCUUCAAAAGCUGCCGCUCUAUCUUGCCUUAUCACCUCUAAGAACCACCCACUCAAUCUAGUUAGCCCCAAAUUUCGUGAAGGGGUUUUCUGAGAAGGGACGAGAGAAAGGGGAAAGAUCUCAUUUGGACGGGUAGGAGGACCGAGGAGCAGCAUUGGCACAUGAUGUCAAGAUGGAGGAGAGGGUUCGAGGAACAACAUACUUUGUCUGAAAGGCUAUUUUCUAAUUGCCCUGUUUUUGAGGAUUUGCUUAUGAACAAAUUAUAAGCGAGAGGAUGACAACGGCAAAUUAUGCGUUUCUAGUUCUUCACUCAAGAGGCUGACAAUAAAAUCCACAUGCUUUGGGUUCCAUAACAUUUUUGAGAUUGUGAUUAAUGCCCCAAAUCUUGUCUAGAUACGAUCCUUGUGAAGCAAACUCUCUUGUAUUUGAAAUUGUGCAGUCUCUUGCUGAAGCCAGUAUGUAUUUCGACAAACAUUUGGAGGAUUAGAUUUACCUUCAAACUGCAAGUGAUCUGAUGAGAGGGAUAGUCAACAUCAAGACACUUCAUCUAUCUUCCGAUACUCUAUAUUAUUUUAAAGAGACCAGUGUUCCAAUCCCUUCAUUCCAUGAUUUGACAAAUCUGAGAAUUUCGUAUCGUGAAUCUUUUGGCUUGGCAGGACUAGCUAUUGGAUUUUCUUGCAAGAUGUUAUUCUCUAGAAAUACUUGUUUUGGACUUGCGCACAGAUUAUGAUCCAGAUUGAAGAACCAUUUAAGUGGAAUCCUGAUCACUGGUAUGUGCUCCAGGAUUAUUAUGGAGUCAGUUAUUUAUUGAUUAACCUCAAUACAAUUGAAGUUUUAUCAGUUACACCUGGGGUGAAGAUCAAAUAGAAAUGGUUUUGUAUUUUCUUGAACGUGCAAGAGUUUUGGAGAACUUGAAAAUUCAAAUUCACGCAAAUGAGGAAGAACUGGUUAUGAUAGCAGAAGAGUUAUUGAUGCUACCAAGAGUCUCAGAAAAAUGCAGAGUCAUUAUGGUUUAGGUAUCUUUGUCUCUUUCUGGUAAGUUGAACCGCCAACCAUUGCUUUGCUUCUAACUGGAUAUAAACUGUUGCUUUCUAUGUAUGUAUUGUCUUAACUGUGAGUUCCCUUUUAUCUAACUGCAUAUCCAAAACUACUUUUAUUCUAAUAACGGCAAUUUUACCAA